AUGAGAUCUCACCAACUCUGGGUGACAACCCUUGCCCUGACAGGGGCGGUCCAAGCCACCACAUUGCAAGAUGUGUGCACGGUUUCCUUCGCUCGAAACUCAUUGCCGGCCGACAGCGUAUACGCUGGAGUUUCAAUCGACAGGUCUUCGCUGACUGCAGUGGCAGCCUACAACGUGUCGAGCACAGACCAAGUCUAUUGGCCGGACGCCACGUUCGACUACUGCAAUGUGACCUUUGCCUAUUCCCACUUGGGGCGGGAUGACCGGGUGGUAGUUAGCUACUGGAUGCCCGCUCCGUCGAAGUUUGCCAACCGUUACCUGUCGACUGGUGGUAGUGGCUAUGACAUCACAUUGGGAAGCACUUCCUUACCCGGGGGUGUCAUGUACGGUGCUGUGGCGGGCACAACCGACGGCGGAUUUGGCGGAUUUGAGAACGGCUCGGAUGAUGUGUGGCUUCUAGCCAAUGGCACCCUCAACUACGAAACGGUCUACAUGUUUGGUUACCAAGCUAUUCAUGAGCUGACUGUCAUCGGGAAGGAGCUUACCAAGAGGUUCUUCAAUACCUCCUCCAUCUACUCUUAUUACCAGGGUUGCUCCGAGGGUGGUCGUGAUGGCUUCAGUCAGAUCCAGCGGUUUGCAGAGGACUUCGACGGGGCAGUGACUGGUGCCCCUGGCUUCCGAUUCACCUUCCAACAAAUGCAGCACCUUUGGUCACCCGUUGUUGAGCAAACCUUGGACUACUAUCCCCCUCCAUGUGAGCUUGAGAAGAUUGUGAACGAGACCAUCAAAGCUUGUGAUGCCCUUGACGGCAAGGAGGAUGGUGUUGUUUCGCGAACGGACCUCUGCAAGCUUCACUUCGACGCUAACAGCACAAUCGGCGAACCGUACAGUUGUGGAGCUUCCUCUUUGACGACCUACAAGAGAAGAAAGCGAUCGGAGACAUAUGAGCUCCCGGCUCAGAAUGGCACUGUUUCCGCCAAAGGGGACCAAGUCUACUUCUCCUACCAGCCAAGUGCGGCUUUCUCCGACGCGGAGACCCACUACGACUACGAUACCGGCUCUUGGACCCUCGAUAUUACCGAAUCGAAUAGUGAAUGGGUGGAGAAAUACAUUAAUCUCCUCAACGCCACUGAAAUGCCUACGCUUCAGAACGUUACUUAUGACAAUCUGAAGGAAUGGGUCCGGAUUGGUUGGCAGAAAUACGACGACACUCUCCAGGCAACUUACCCCGAUCUGUCCCCCUACUCCGAAGCGGGGGGUAAGGUGCUUCACUACCAUGGUGAAUCGGAUUAUACCGUUCCCACCGCAUCAUCUGUGCAUUACUAUGAGUCUGUUCGUCGUAUUAUGUACCCUGACAUGUCAACAAAUGCAAGCUACGCCGCUUUGGGUGAUUGGUAUCGCCUUUUCCUCGUUCCCGGCGCGGCACACUGUGGCCCGGAUGAUUCCCAGCCAAAUGGACCUUGGCCACAGAAGACGCUGGAGACUAUGAUCAGGUGGGUUGAGGAUGGAGUUUUCCCUGAAAUGCUGAACGCAACGGUUCUGCAGGGGGAGCAUGAGGGAGAAGAGCAGAAGCUCUGCGCAUGGCCUCUUCGACCUCUGUGGACAAACAAUGGCACCAGUAUGGAGUGCGUGAAUGAUCCGGAGGGCUUGAAGACUUGGGUCUAUGACUUGAAUGCUUUCAAGAUGCCGGUAUACUAG
This is a messenger RNA of Aspergillus welwitschiae, 1698 nucleotides long. RefSeq names its product tannase and feruloyl esterase. The transcript has 2 exons. Bases 1 to 1698 code for a protein of 565 amino acids. The record is from RefSeq and is a predicted model, not a curated record. NCBI's taxonomy places the organism in Eukaryota, Fungi, Ascomycota, Eurotiomycetes, Eurotiales, Aspergillaceae.